Messenger RNA from Cloeon dipterum, 1134 nucleotides. It is a transcript of the gene Karl, whose product is annotated as lipocalin/cytosolic fatty acid-binding protein Karl. Gene Ontology annotation, cellular component: cytoplasm. Lineage: Eukaryota; Metazoa; Arthropoda; Insecta; Ephemeroptera; Baetidae. The record is from RefSeq and is a predicted model, not a curated record. Gene Ontology annotation, biological process: lipid metabolic process; response to reactive oxygen species. Bases 242 to 967 code for a protein of 241 amino acids. The transcript is spliced from 4 exons.
ACCCGGUUGAGUUAGUAUUAGGUACAAGCGUUCACGGAGAUGCAUAUGUUCUCCAAAUAAGAGAGGCUCAAUCUGUUCUGCUGCUACUAGGCGGACGGCGCGGCUGAAAGACGGCGAUAAGAGCAGCAGCAGGAAAUUUGUAUGCAACCGACGCAGCCCUUCGCAGUGGGUGGAUCUUUAUCUCUACAAUUCUCGCUGCUCUCUCACACAGCAAAGUACGUGCUCUGCGGCCGGCGGCGACAUGCAGUUUGCAUCAGUCGCGACAAGAAGCAUGUGGCACCUGCUUGUGACGGUGGCCGCUUUGGCCGUCGGGGCCGCCGUCCCGGCUGGAGCGGCCAGCAGCAUGACCAACGCGCGAAAGCCCAGCUUGGUCGACGAAACGCUCUGCCCCAAGGUCAAGCCAAUGCGGCACUUUGACCUCUCGCAAAUUGAGGGCUCGUGGGUUUUCCAACAAUACUUCGCGAGCUCUGAGGAAGCUCUGGCGUACCGGUGCAUGCGCGGCGAAAUGAACGUCGAUUCGACCGCGGCAGGAAUACUUAUCACCAUGACCUUCCGCUACGGUUACAUCGACGACCCUGACGACGACGUAAUCACAGGCAACAUGACGUGGGUCAUUCCCGACCUAAACCAUCCUGCCCACUGGGAACACGCGGAACAGCCAUAUGAGGGUGUGUACAACACCUACGUGCUGGACACGGACUACAAGGAGUGGUUGCUGCUGCUGCACUGCGCCGAGAAGAAGCAGACACCGCGUUACCUCUCCUCCAUCAUCAUGUCCAGGAGUCCGGAGCCGCUGGGACCGGCGGUGCUGUCCUACCUCAGGGACAAGCUGGUCAGAUACGACGUACCCUUAGAGUUUGUGUUUCCUGUAGAGCAGGAGGACUGCAGCCCCAAAGAGGCGACGGCCGGUGGAGGCCUAGUGUUUGGGCACAAUUUGUACAGAAUAACGGGAAGGAAGCGGUUUUAAAGAAACGCUUGGCCUGCGCAAACGUCGAAAUGCAUGCCAUAAAUUGACCGGACAGUCUCAUUUUUCGGCUUGCGCGGGCCAUUUUUAGUGAGCAUCUUUUUUUAAGUUACUUGUGUACAGUUUCAUGAUGUUUUAUUUGAAAUAUAUCGCAUCAUCAUCUCACACAA